AUGAACUGGGACACUUUGAAAAGCGUGCUGAAAACGAGACGUUUGACAAAACGUACCAUCCCAGCUUAUAUUCAUCCAACGUCACGUAGUGACUCCACCUCGUCCACACAAUCAGCCACCGCCGGAUUCAUUUUAAAUGAAGAACCCAUCACUUUGUUCCGACUCGAACUCGAACGACUACAGUACAUUCUUCAUUUUCCCGAAGAAGUUGCCUUCCAGCUUUCUUCUACCGAGUAUCAGCUUUUUUACUCCAUCCAACCGAUGGAUUAUGUUCGUUAUGUGAGCUGUGAUCUGACAUCGGUACCAGUUUCGGAGAAUCCAAGUCCAGUUCGGAAUCUUGUCAAGCGGUUGUCAGAGGUUUCUUCUUGGAUCACCCACGUCAUUGUCAGUCAGCCAACCCAUGACGACCGGAAAGUCGCGCUCACUGCCAUCCUCAGAAUUGUGGAAACAUGUUGGAACAUUGGAAAUUUUAAUGCAGCAGUAGAAGUUCUAAUGGGACUUAAGAGCGAGAAGCUAAGACCAUUCUGGUUGUCCCUUCGACAGGAAGAAAAGUCUCAAUUCGAUUCACUCUGUGAAACACUGCUGCCGGCCAACCAAGCACUUCCGUCACAAGCCUACAUCAACGCAGUCCAGCGUGCUCUCCGGAUGCCUCAAUCUCGUGUCAUUCCAUUUUUCGGAAUCUUCCUUCGCGAUCUCUACGCCAUUGUCAACGAUUUGCCGAACAUUGUGGUGAUUGGACAAGAAGGCGAAACGCAGAAGCUCGAGUUUAUGAGCGAUCCCAACGGAGAGGAUCAUUUCUCGUCUAGAAUCGGAGUUGGCGGCCUGUUGAAUGCCGAUAAAAUCAAUUUGGUUGCUAUUGUACUGGACAACUUGGAACUGUUCCACCGGCAUAGUCGAACUAUGAUCAAGAUGCUGGAGGAUCAAGCUAUCGCCACCACUCAGAUUCCGCAGAAUGAGCGAGAACAAAAAGAAAAAGAAACGAAGACCUAUGAACCAGUGCAAGUGGUUCGUGGUUCCUCUCAUGGAGUGGCUCUUAUCCCACUUGACACACUGACCUUCGACCUUGACGUCAUCCAACGUCUCCAACACGGAACAACAGUCAUCCACUAUGAGCCAGACUCGGGACGAAGCAAUCUGUGUCUGCUCAGACUUGAUCCAAGUUGUGGACAAAUCAACUGGCAUAAAAUCUCCUACUCUGUGAACAGAGAUCCCAAGGAAAAAGAUGUGCUUGCCAAAGUGUCCGUUGCAAAUCUCCAACCACUUGACUCAGGUCGUGGUGCUGCGUCUCCAAUGCCAUCUGGAAGAGCUCCGGGAACAGGAGGUGUAGGAGUUGAAGAAGGAGAACUCAAAUUAAGUGUUGUGAAGGGCGUUGAACUGGUUGAUAGCUACGAUAUUGACAUUGAGGCUAUUUAUCGGCGUCAUUCUAUGGAAGAAAUGUCGGUUCCGGUCAGUUGCUGGAAAGUCAGUCAUGGACAGUUGCUUUCUGAUAACGAGUUUAUCUAUUUCCUGGCACCCCAGCAAAUCGCCCAUUUUGGACGAACGGGUUACAAUCUUCUUCAAGGACAACAAAGAUACCCGGACCGUCGUAUGUUGUGGAUCAAAAAUGUGUACCUGUCCUUGUAUGAGAUCACCGGUGAAGCCAACUGCGGACCACGACCGUUCGAAGCACUUCAAGCAUUUGGGUUGAGCCAAACGAAUACAAGUGCAACUCGACCCAAUGACUCGUCGUUGUCCAGUGAGCCAGGAGGUGCAAAGAGCAGACUAAAAAAUCUGAAAAAUGCCAUGCAAAAGAAGCUCCGCGGAGCAUCUCGAGAAGGAUCCCGAUCCCAAUCUCCACAACCACACUCUCCACUUGUUCGUCCGCCAUCGAUCAAAUCUCAAAUAUCCUCCCAAUCCGGUCCACCAGGUCCCAACUCUCCUGGAUACUUGUUAAAGCCACGUGGCGAGCCAGCAAACAGUGACGCCGGAGACCUGGAUAGUAUCUACACGCCAAGAUCAAGGACACCGACGAGCAGUUCCUAUGGAGGUCGCUCUGUCGGAGGAAGAUCGUGCAAAUCAUGGCGAUCACGUGGUGGAGAAACUCCCAACUCUGGCUCCAUCAGCAGUUCCGGUCAAAUGUCAAUUCAAGUCUCUGGCCUAAGCGGUCCAUCCGGAAAAGAGUUCCAAGAGAAACCACUGACUCUUGUGGAGUUUGCAGAGCUCUUCCGACUCUUUAACACCAGAAUGAGGAAGGAUUUGAGAGAUGUGUUCAAUGAUGUCUUAUCCACCGCCACCACACCACAACACUGUCCAAAACGGGAACGCGAUCGUCACAGCCCCAGAAUGCAGUCCAGACUUGCUAGUGUCUCGAAUUCAUACAACGCCGAUUUUCUGUCAAAUGAUUUCCUCACCAAGAACACGACAGUGAGCUCACAUCACAUCAGCGAGAAGCAGAACAAAAUCUAUAAUGCUCUUGCACUUGCCAGUGUUAAUAGCAUGGGCGGACUCAUGGACACAUCGCGAUCAUCAAUGCUCACACCGCAAAUGCUCCGCGCGUUUGUCAACACUCAUCAAAUGGAGCAAAUUGACGAGGCAACGGCGAACAAGUUAAUUCAGGAUCAUGAGCCGGAUGCCACAUGUCGUCAGAAAAAUCAAAUGUCUUUCGAGGGAUUCACGCGCUUCUUGUGCGACCCGGUCAAUUUUGCAUUCGUGCCGGAAACCAUCGAGCCCGAUGAGGAAGAUUUGCGCUACCCACUAUCGCAUUAUUACAUCAACUCGAGCCACAACACUUAUCUGACGGGACACCAAUUGAAGGGACCCAGCAGUUCCGAGAUGUACAGACAGGUUCUCCUCACCGGGUGCCGUUGCGUAGAGCUUGACUGUUGGGACGGCGAUGAUGGAUUACCACUCAUCUAUCACGGACACACUCUUGUUAGCAAAAUUGGAUUUAGACAGGUCGUUGAAAUCAUCAAAAAAUCCGCUUUCAUCACUUCGGAUCUUCCCGUGAUUCUAUCCAUCGAGAAUCAUUGUUCGCUCCAACAACAGGCAAAAAUGGCACAAAUGUUCAAGACGGUGCUCGGCGAUUUGUUGGUUACAAACUUCCUCUUUGAAGCCGACUUCUCAGAUUCUCCAAGGCUACCAUGCCCUCUCCAGAUGAAAAAUAAGAUUCUGAUUAAGAACAAGAAAAUGAUCGUGGAUGUUCCUACUCCCUUACCAAUGAUUGAUAGAGGAGCCAUUCAGCGUGGAGAGACGAAUCUGACUUUGCACAGAAAGCAGAGCAAGAAUUCGUACGAGAGCAGCACUGUUGAUGAAGUGGAGGAUGACGACUUAGACGAGUUCCUGGAUGAUGAAGAAAAUGAGGAAGAUGACCAGGAAGAAGUUCCAGUUCGUGGCGAGAAGGAUGACAGUCCGAAGGCAUCAAAACGUGCUGAGAAAUCAGUGAGAAACAUCAAACAACAAGACUCCCUGUGCAGUGAUCAUUCGGUAGAGCAAGCGAAGCCAUCAACCAGCAAGAGUGCAUCCAAGACCAACGAGGGAAAGACUGAAGAUGAAGUGCUUUAUGCUCAAUUAGCACAGAAUGCCAUCCGCAACCAGCAACCGCGAAAGAACAACACUGGAGUCCAGAUUGCUCCCGAGCUCUCGGACAUUGUCAUUUACAUGCAAGCCACUAAGUUUAAAGGAUUCCCACCAGUUGAAGGCAUUCAAUCUCCUCGGUUGAUAGUGGAAGAUCCUCCUACAUCAACCACCAGCCUAUCGUUCUCAACAAGAUCCAGAACACCAUCAACCCUUCUGAGUACGCCUGCUCCACCGCGACGUCAGAGGAGUAGCACCCAGUUGAGUCAGGAGCUUCAAUCCGAGUAUUUGUCUAGUGCAAGACCAAAUGCAACUGCCACAUGCUAUCAAGUCACCUCGUUGAAUGAGAAUGCAGCAAAGAAACUGAUGAAGCGUCAUCCAGCGAAAUGCAUUUCCUACACUAGAGAUCAUCUGAUCCGAACAUAUCCAAGUGCCAAGCACUACGACUCAUCUAACUUCAACCCUAUCAACUGCUGGGCUCAUGGAAUGCAAAUGGUUGCACUCAACUUCCAAACACCUGAUGUCAUAAUGGCUGUAAAUCAAGCAAUGUUCGAGCAGAGUGGAAACUGUGGCUAUCAGUUGAAGCCAAGAUGUCUUUGGGAUGAAUCUCACUUGUUGUAUAAUAAAUUCUUGCCGCUCUCCAAGGAUAUUGCUGGACAUUCGGCGUUGCUGCUGAAUUUGACGAUCAUCUCUGGCCAACACGUCUAUCCAAACACUCACUACGCUAGUCUCUACGUUGAAAUUGAAGUGAUCGGAAUUCACAACGAUUGUGUCCGUGAAAAAUCCAAAGUUGUCCAGAGAAAUUCUGUGAAUCCGAUCUGGAAUCACACUACACAGCUACGCAUUGCUUGUGUUGAUCUGGCAUUCCUCCGAAUCGCCGUAUGUGACAGUGGCCAAAACGGACGGGUUGUUGCUCAUCGAGUGGUGCCUGUCAAAUGCAUUCGACCCGGUUUCCGACAUCUUCCGCUUCGCACAUCCACGAAUCUUCCAAUUGACAAUGCCAUGAUCUUUUUGAGAACUCGAUUCGAGCAAGAAGAGCACAUCUACCUCCACGACGAUGACUCAAACUCUUAUUGUAAUUUGGAGCACACACUGGCUUAUCGAACUGAUUUGACUCCGAACCUCUCACCCACGCCAAUUUUGAAAAAGCAAAUCUUCGUGCUUCGCAUCACUGGCGCGUUUGCCGAUGAGACCGCAAUUACUGUACACAGUGAAUCGGGUAGUACGGUAAAGACAGUGAUGCAGCAAGCGCUGCUGAAUGCCGGAAAGAAUGCGGACCAAGUUGAGGAGUAUGUAUUGAUUGAGGAGUCGCUGCCAGCACCGUCAGGAGAAGAUCCGAUUGAGCAGAGGGUGCUUCCUCUAAACGAGCCGAUAAUGGACGCUGUUGCUUGCUGGAACGGAUCGAUGCGACGCUUCGUAUUACGCAAAAAAGGAAGUGACCCAUCCUCCCGAGCUUGGAUAACAUCAAUCAUAAAAUCUGGAACCGGUGGUAGUUCAACGUCAGUUUCACCAAGUCCACUUAUCAAAGAUGGACAUGUUAAAAGUGCAUCAUGUAAGGAUGGCAUCGGUGGCAUGGAAAAGGUUUAUGAUGGAUUAGGGGUUACAGGGUUGAAUCCACGUGCGCGAUCGAUGGGCGACACUUUCUUGGUAUGUGUUCAUAAUGUGAGCGAAGAUCAGCCGUAUGCAAUUCUGAGGGCUGGAAUUAACAGCACAGCAGCAGAUAUUAUUCGACAGGUGUUUGUGAAAGCUCGGCGUCCAAACGUUGAUGAUGCCGAAUACGUGCUGGUCGAAGAAACGUGUGAUGACACAAAAAUUAAUCAAGGUCAAAGUAUGCUUCAAGCACUUUCGCUGGCGCGAAAAAGGAGCAAUGAUCUCACUCCAAAAUAUCCCAACAACCGAACCACGAGCCGAGUGUUGGGUCCAAAUGAAAACGUGUGGAAGGCGCAAUCUCGAUGGAAAUCCAUGGGCCGUUUCGUGCUCGAGAACCGAAAGGAUACUGUACACGCGACACUCGAAAAAGUGAGAUCAUUUAUAUCAAAACUGGAAGCUGCAAAAGGUAGACGUGUGGAAAGCACAACUUCUUCUUCCUCCUCAACCACUACAACGCGCAAAAUAAGUUUAUCCAGCGUUCGCUCAAUCGGUCUUCCACGUAAAUUCUCCAAAUUUGGCAAAUCGCAGACGAUGGAUGCCGGACCAAAAUGA
Messenger RNA from Caenorhabditis briggsae, 5754 nucleotides. RefSeq names its product Protein CBR-PLC-1 (gene Cbr-plc-1). Gene Ontology annotation, biological process: phosphatidylinositol-mediated signaling; lipid metabolic process; small GTPase-mediated signal transduction. The record is from RefSeq and is a predicted model, not a curated record. Gene Ontology annotation, molecular function: guanyl-nucleotide exchange factor activity; phosphatidylinositol-4,5-bisphosphate phospholipase C activity. Bases 1 to 5754 code for a protein of 1917 amino acids. The transcript has 32 exons. NCBI's taxonomy places the organism in Eukaryota, Metazoa, Nematoda, Chromadorea, Rhabditida, Rhabditidae.